Molecule: messenger RNA, 2394 nt
Organism: Maudiozyma barnettii
Lineage: Eukaryota; Fungi; Ascomycota; Saccharomycetes; Saccharomycetales; Saccharomycetaceae
Gene: HIS4
Product: trifunctional histidinol dehydrogenase/phosphoribosyl-AMP cyclohydrolase/phosphoribosyl-ATP diphosphatase
Exons: 1
Coding region: 1-2394 (797 amino acids)
Biological process (GO): L-histidine biosynthetic process
Cellular component (GO): cytoplasm
Molecular function (GO): NAD binding; phosphoribosyl-ATP diphosphatase activity; phosphoribosyl-AMP cyclohydrolase activity
Source: RefSeq, a predicted model, not a curated record
AUGACUUUCCCUAUCACUCCAUUGUUUGGUAAUGAUUACCAAACUACUUUGAAUACUAAGCCAUUUUUAAGACUUGCAGGUGAUAUUGCACUUGAUGCCUCUGCUUUCAAGAAUGAUGUAGAUGUUCUUACUGCGGUUAAAUUUUUAUUAGACGGUAUUGCUAGAACUGUCUCUUUAGUACUAACUGGCGACAAACAGUUCAACGAGGAUCAAUUGAUCAAUUUGUUAAACAACGGUGUAUCUAGUUUAUUCACCAACAAAACUGUGUCUUAUGAUUCUAUCCCAAGUACUAGAGUGUUAGAAAUUCCAGCUAAUAUUACAUUGACUAAGCAAAUCACUUUGCAAUCCUUCACUAAAAUAUUUUUAUCUCAAGUGAAGACUGAUAGAAAAGAUGGUCUAUACACUACUCUGGUGGUAGAUGACAAUGAACGUUGUCUAGGCCUAGUCUACUCUUCUAUUGAAUCUAUUACACAAGCUAUUGCUAAGCAAGUUGGUGUAUAUUACUCUCGUUCUAGAGGCGAAAUCUGGGAGAAAGGUUUAACCUCGGGUAACACUCAAUCUUUGCUAGCAGUUGACAUCGAUUGUGAUGCAGAUGCACUAAAAUUCACUGUAUCUCAAGUUGGAACUGGUUUCUGUCACAAUGGUACUAAAACCUGUUUCGGUGAUCUUGCUUAUGGUUUAACUGGUUUAGAACAUACUCUAAGUGAUAGAAAAGUUAAUGCUGUAGAAGGUUCAUAUACACAAAGAUUGUUUAAAGAUGAGACUCUAUUAAACGCCAAAAUCAAGGAAGAAGCAGAGGAAUUAACCGAAGCUACCACUAAGGAUGAAUUGGCUUGGGAAGCCGCUGAUCUCUUCUAUUUUGCAAUGGUUCGUCUUGUUGCAAAUGGCGUUAGUUUAGCUGACGUUGAAAGAAACUUAGGUAUGAAAAACUUAAAGAUUACCAGGAGAAAGGGUGAUGCAAAGGAGAAAUUUUUGGCUAAUGACACUAAGACCACAGAUAACACUGAAGAACCAGCUUCCAAGAAGGCUAAACUUGAAAGAACUUUAUGUUCUAAUGAUAAAAUAUAUUUAGAUGUUGUGCAAUCUACAGAUCUCGAAGGUGUCACCAAGGCUGUCACAAGACCUAUUCAAAAGACAUCACAAAUCAUGAACUUAGUUAAUCCAAUUAUUGAAAACGUUAGAAAUAUAGGUGAUAAAGCCCUUAUUGAAUACACCAAAAAAUUCGAUGGUGUCGAUUUGAAGACUCCAGUAUUAGAGGCACCAUUCCCAGAAGAAUAUUUAGAAGGUCUAACCGAAGAGAUGAAGGAAUCACUUGAUCUAUCCAUAGAAAAUGUACGUAAAUUCCAUGCAGCACAAUUACAGAAGAAACCAUUGGUGGUUACCACUCAACCUGGUGUCGUUUGUUCUAGAUUCCCUAGAGCCAUCGAGAAAGUUGGUCUAUAUAUCCCAGGUGGUACUGCUGUCCUACCAAGUACUGCCCUAAUGUUAGGUGUUCCAGCUCAAGUUGCUGGUUGUAAAGAAAUUGUCUUCGCCUCUCCACCACGUAAAUCAGAUGGUAGAGUCUCACCAGAAGUUGUCUAUGUCGCUAUGAAAUGUGGUGCCUCUAAGAUCGUCUUGGCUGGUGGUGCUCAAGCUGUUGCUGCUAUGGCCUAUGGUACGGAAUCUGUUCCAAAGGUUGACAAGAUCUUAGGUCCAGGUAAUCAAUUUGUUACAGCUGCCAAGAUGUACAUCCAAAAUGAUACUCAAGCUCUAUGUUCUAUUGAUAUGCCAGCUGGUCCAAGUGAAGUUCUUGUGAUUGCUGAUGAAGAUGCCGAUGUCGAUUUCGUUGCUUCUGAUUUAUUAUCUCAAGCUGAACAUGGUGUAGACUCUCAAGUUAUUUUGGUUGGUGUAAGUUUAUCUUCAAAGAAGGUUCAACAAAUCCAAGAAGCCGUCCACGAACAAGCUUUAGCUUUGCCAAGAGUCGAUAUUGUGCGUCAAUGUAUUGCUCACAGUACUAUCAUAUUAUGUGAUAACUAUACAGAAGCCUUCGACAUGUCUAAUAAGUAUGCUCCUGAACAUUUGAUUUUACAAAUUAACGAAGCAGACAGAUACGUUCCAUUAGUAGACAAUGCCGGUUCGAUAUUUGUUGGUUCAUACACUCCAGAAUCCUGUGGUGAUUACUCUAGUGGUACUAACCAUACUUUACCUACAUAUGGUUAUGCAAGACAAUACAGUGGUGCUAACACAGCCACAUUCCAGAAAUUCAUUACUGCCCAACAAGUUACAUCUGAAGGUUUGGACAAUAUUGGUAAGGCUGUUAUGUGUAUUGCUAAGGUUGAAGGUUUGGAUGGUCACAGAAAUGCUGUGAAAAUCAGAAUGAGUAAGCUGGGUUUGAUAUCAAAGGAUUUCGUGUAG